This is a messenger RNA of Melitaea cinxia (Glanville fritillary), 1137 nucleotides long. RefSeq names its product glycine receptor subunit alpha-2-like. Gene Ontology annotation, molecular function: extracellular ligand-gated monoatomic ion channel activity; neurotransmitter receptor activity; transmembrane signaling receptor activity. Gene Ontology annotation, biological process: nervous system process; chemical synaptic transmission; regulation of membrane potential. NCBI's taxonomy places the organism in Eukaryota, Metazoa, Arthropoda, Insecta, Lepidoptera, Nymphalidae. The transcript is spliced from 9 exons. Gene Ontology annotation, cellular component: membrane; synapse; neuron projection. The record is from RefSeq and is a predicted model, not a curated record. Bases 1 to 1137 code for a protein of 378 amino acids.
AUGGCGGCUGAGAGAUUACUAUGGCUGACGAUGUUGUUGAUUCGUCUGUGGCUCGGAGCUGGGGAUCUCUGUUACGCACAGUCAACGCUCCUGGCCUUUCAAGACCUUCUCCCAGACGACCCCCGCUUGUACGACAAGAUGCGACCUCCGAAGAAGGACGAUCAGCCCACCAUCGUCAAUUUUCACGUCACUGUCAUGGGUCUUGACUCCAUUGAUGAGAACUCUAUGACCUAUGCUGCAGACAUAUUUUUUGCUCAAACCUGGAAAGAUUUCCGGCUGAGACUACCUGAAAAUAUGACAACUGAGUAUAGACUUCUCGAAGUCGACUGGCUGAAACAGAUGUGGCGUCCGGAUUCCUUCUUCAAGAACGCGAAGUCAGUGACAUUUCAGACCAUGACGAUACCAAACCACUACGUCUGGCUGUAUAAGGACAAGACAAUUCUUUAUAUGGUGAAGUUGACCUUGAAACUGAGCUGUGCCAUGAACUUCCUCAUCUACCCUCAUGACACACAAGAGUGCAAGCUUCAAAUGGAGAGUUUGUCCCACACAACAGACGAUCUCAUUUUCCAAUGGGAUCCUGAAGUUCCUCUGGUGGUCGACGAGAACAUCGAGCUGCCUCAACUCGAGCUGGUCCAGAACAGGACUGCAGAUUGUACUCAAGUUUAUUCUACUGGUAACUUCACAUGUCUGGAGGUAAUCUUCAAGUUGAAACGACGUCUGGGCUACCACUUGUUCAACACAUACAUACCGACCUGUCUUAUCGUCAUCAUGUCGUGGGUGUCGUUCUGGAUCAAGCCGGACGCAGCGCCGGCGCGCGUCACGCUCGGCGUGACGUCACUGCUCACGCUCUCCACUCAACACGCGAAGUCGCAGGCUCAACUGCCUCCCGUGUCCUAUCUGAAGGCCGUGGACGCCUUCAUGUCUGUGUGCACUGUUUUUGUGUUCAUGGCGUUGAUGGAGUACUGUUUGGUCAACAUCAUACUUGACGAUCGAGCUGCUAAACCAAAGGAACCAGCUGAAGCGGCCAAGGCGCGUAUGAGGGCCAUCAGUAUCGACCGUUUCUCGCGUGUCUUCUUCCCCCUACUCUUCGCUGUCUUGAACCUCACCUACUGGAUUCAGUUCGCUCAAUACAUCUGA